GCCGAAGAAGAGAAGAAGAAGAAAGAAAUCGAAGAAGAAUAACGACGUGCGAAAGAUAAAAAAGAGAGAGAAGAAUUUCAGUCAAGGUUGUACGGGCCCUACGGGGAGAUGAACGCCAAGUUGGACAAGGUUUGCGAGGCGUUGGCAGGCAAGCAAGACAAGGUGCCGGCGAAAGGGACUGGUGAGGCUAGUUCGUCUUACACUCACCAAGAUGAUGCAAUUGCCAUUCUUAUGAGACGGCAAGAGGAGAUGAGAAUUAAAUUGGAGCUUGCAGUUGGAGCACAAAAAAAAGUAGAGUCACUCGAAGCGCAGGUCUGUUCCUUGGAGAAGUUACGUGACGAGAUUACUGCCGAAGCUGAAACAUGGAAGAAGGAAGCUCUUCGGUCGGGAAAUAAGCGCAGCCGAAUUGCUUUGUCACCUUCGGCACAGUCCAGGGAGGCUUGCUUGACAACUCCGGUCAAAUCUACCUGUCGACCGCAAGUUGACAUGUCUCAUUUGAAAGAGCUGCAUAAUUUGGAGGUCAACGCACUCAAGGGACUAAGACUGCAGGAACUUAAUCGAAGGAGGGAAACUGAACAUGAACUUGCCGAGAUGAAGAAGAAGAUUGCUCAGUUGGAACUGACGAAGAAGACACCGAGGAGCAGCUUAAGAGACAAACUUGAAGAGGUGGUGGAGAUUACUGAGACGAAAGAUGAUCGUGUAAAGUCAAAGAUCAGUGAAACAGAGGCUGACAUUGAAGAAAACAAUUGGGAAACUUUCAUCAAAGGAGAAAAGAAAGCAUUGCGAAAUCUAAAGAAGGAGGAAGUCAUGAAGAUAUGCAAGAAAGAAGGAAUCGUUUACUCGACUUUACCGAAGACUGUAAAUGAGAUCAUUGCCAAGAGAGUUGUUGCGGAUUUCGGUGAGAAGAAGAAAAAAAAAAGUAAAGUCGAUGAGACUUAUGAAGACAUCUGUGCUGAAACCGUUGACGGUGGGACGAAUGAGGAAAGGGAUUCUGCAGCUUCUUAGGUACUGUCCCGAACGCGUCUCGUAUCUGGUCUGUUGCUAGAUCAUGUGUUCAUCUUAGGCAGAUUUCACCAAAUCUUUUGCGUA
Chara braunii is the source of this 1089-nucleotide messenger RNA. Lineage: Eukaryota; Viridiplantae; Streptophyta; Charophyceae; Charales; Characeae. The record is from the annotation of a GenBank genome assembly.